AGGGUGUGUGGGCUCCAGAUGGGGAAAAUGUCAAAAUACCAGUGGCAAUUAAGGUGUUACGAGAGAACACCUCGCCAAAAGCCAAUAAAGAGAUCCUUGAUGAGGCCUAUGUGAUGGCAGGAGUGGCCAGCCCCUACGUGUGCCGUCUGCUGGGGAUUUGUCUGACCUCCACGGUGCAGCUUGUAACUCAGCUGAUGCCGUACGGCUGUCUCCUAGACUACGUCAGGGAGAACAAGGACCGCAUUGGCUCCCAGUACCUCCUCAACUGGUGUGUCCAGAUCGCCAAGGGGAUGAAUUAUCUGGAGGAGGUCCGGCUGGUCCACAGAGAUUUGGCUGCCCGCAAUGUUCUGGUCAAGAACCCGAACCAUGUGAAGAUCACUGACUUUGGUCUGGCUCGUCUGCUCGAUAUAGACGAGACUGAAUAUCAUGCUGAUGGAGGGAAG
Plectropomus leopardus (leopard coralgrouper) is the source of this 443-nucleotide messenger RNA. Lineage: Eukaryota; Metazoa; Chordata; Actinopteri; Perciformes; Serranidae. The record is from RefSeq and is a predicted model, not a curated record.